CCUCUUCCUCGGCUCAUCCAUCCCCACCAGUGUGUGUAGCUCCAAAACAUGGCGGCCCUCAAAGCACUGUGCAGAGCGGAGACUGUGCUCUUCAAAAACCUCCCCGGUCCCCGCAGAGCCAAAUUAAACUUCGCCAACCACCAAUUCAGCAAGACCUGUGGCUGUUACUUUUCCACCUCCGGCCAGAGAAGCUCACAGUUCUACUCGGACCCUACAGAGGCAGUAAAAGAUAUCCCUAAUGGAGCUACCAUUCUGGUGGGAGGCUUUGGAUUAUGUGGUAUUCCAGAGAAUCUUAUCAACAGUUUGCUGAAGACCGGUGUUAAGGGCAUCACUGCUGUCAGUAAUAAUGCUGGAGUGGAUAACUUCGGCCUCGGCCUGCUGCUCCAGACUAAGCAGAUCAAGAGGAUGAUCUCCUCAUAUGUCGGAGAGAACGCAGAGUUUGAGCGUCAGUAUCUGGCGGGGGAGCUGGAAGUGGAGCUAACGCCACAGGGAACUCUUGCUGAGAGGAUCAGGGCUGGGGGCGCUGGCAUUCCAGCCUUCUUCACAGCCACUGGCUAUGGUACUCUGAUCCAAGAGGGAGGCUCUCCUAUUAAGUACAACAAAGACGGCAGCAUUGAAAUCGCCAGUGAGAAGAGAGCGGUGCAGGAGUUCAACGGCCGGCACUACAUCAUGGAAAAGGCCAUCACUGGAGACUAUGCUCUGAUCAAGGCAUGGAAAGCGGACAGGGCAGGAAACAUUGUUUUCAGGAAAACAGCCCGAAACUUCAACCAGCCCAUGUGUAAAGCGGCCAAGACCACCAUAGUUGAGGUGGAGGAGAUGGUGGAUGUCGGGACUUUUGCCGAAGAGGACAUCCACAUACCCAGCAUCUACGUCCACAGGAUUGUCCAGGGAGCCAGCUACGAGAAAAGGAUCGAGAAACGCACGGUAAAGAAAAGCCAAGCAGACAAGCCCAAACCAAAGAAGGAUUCAGACAUCGUUCGGGAAAGGAUCAUUCGCAGGGCUGCUCUGGAGUUUGAGGAUGGAAUGUAUGCUAACCUUGGUAUUGGCAUCCCCAUGCUGGCCAGCAACUUUAUAAAACCCGACAUCACGGUACACCUCCAGAGUGAAAAUGGAAUUCUGGGACUGGGGCCGUACCCCACGGAGGACGCAGUGGAUGCAGACCUCAUUAAUGCCGGGAAGGAGACUGUCACAGUGCUCCCCGGGGCUGCCUACUUCUCCAGUGAUGAGUCAUUUGCCAUGAUCCGAGGGGGUCACAUCAACCUGACAAUGCUUGGAGCCAUGCAGGUGUCAAAACACGGAGAUCUAGCCAACUGGAUGAUCCCAGGUAAGAUGGUCAAGGGAAUGGGAGGAGCCAUGGAUCUGGUGGCUAGCGCUGGAACCAAGGUGGUGGUCACCAUGGAGCACUCAGCCAAGGGGGGAAAGCACAAGAUCUUGGACAAAUGCAAGCUGCCUUUGACAGGGAAACAGUGCGUGGACCGGAUCAUCACAGAAAAGGCUGUGUUUGAUGUGGAUAAGACAAAAGGCCUGACUCUGAUAGAAAUCUGGGAGGGGCUUACUCCUGAGGAUAUCAAGGCAUGUACUGGCACAGAUUUCGAGGUGUCUCCCAACCUGAGGCCCAUGCAGCAGAUCUGAAGGAGCUCCUAGUGACUCUGAGAUGUGUUUUCGGUUUGUGUCGCUUCAUUUCGCAGUGAUAAACAGCUGGUGAUUUAACAGGCUAAGAUGGGUCAAUUAACCAAACACAAAUGCCUCAGUUCCCUGGUAAUCAGUAUGCAAAUAUCAGAGGGAUUUAGUUCUCAGUAAUAUCAACUGAAUGGGGACUCAUCAGAGCCGGCAUGCGUAGUUCUGUUUGUGGUCUAGUCUGACAAACCAUUAGGGAACAUUACCUUGUUGCCUAUCACACCAUUAAGUUAUGAAUUUUUACCUAUAUUUGCGUGCAAUUACCAAACAAUCAGGUUGAAUGCAUUAAAAGUGGCUGUAUUCUCUGUAUGUCUUCCAGGAAAAAUGCAACUUUACUUGUUUUUUUUGAGCAGAAAUGAUACUAUAACUCUCCUGAAUCACAUUUACUGUAAGAUUAGCAAGUUACUGUAAUAAGGUACAACCUAAAUGUAAUAAAUAUAGGACACAGCUGUACUCUAGGUCAAGUAAUUUCCUCAUUUGUAAGGAACAUUGUGUGUGGUUGUUUAGAUUCGUGCUGCACCCAUAACAAAAAAAAAAAAAAGUUCUUUACAUUAUGGAGCCAUUGUAAGAUAUCAUUUUGCUUUUCCUCACUUCCAAAACAAAGGAGAUCCAGUAGCAUGGAUCUAACCGAGAUAUGUUUGUAAUAAUCACUUCUGCCAAAAGGUCAGCCUGCCUCUCAUUCUCUAAACCUCUGAUAUCGGUUAAGCUCAGCUGGAAACAUCAAGCCUUAACAGUUUUCUAACUCUUGCUGUUCUUCUGCUUUUGUACAUACAAUAAAACAGAGUGCAGAGUGAAACAAG
This is a messenger RNA of Stegastes partitus (bicolor damselfish), 2477 nucleotides long. RefSeq names its product 3-oxoacid CoA transferase 1a (gene oxct1a). Gene Ontology annotation, molecular function: succinyl-CoA:3-oxo-acid CoA-transferase activity. The transcript is spliced from 17 exons. Lineage: Eukaryota; Metazoa; Chordata; Actinopteri; Pomacentridae. Gene Ontology annotation, biological process: ketone body catabolic process. Bases 49 to 1632 code for a protein of 527 amino acids. Gene Ontology annotation, cellular component: mitochondrion. The record is from RefSeq and is a predicted model, not a curated record.